Molecule: messenger RNA, 1497 nt
Organism: Spodoptera littoralis (African cotton leafworm)
Lineage: Eukaryota; Metazoa; Arthropoda; Insecta; Lepidoptera; Noctuidae
Source: the annotation of a GenBank genome assembly
AUGGAUACAGAGAUGAAAAACGUAGUGGAUGACAUACAAUCAAGCGUUAUUUGCCGAUGCUGUUUGGACUCUGGUUGUUUUCAAAAUAUGUCAUCGGAAUAUUAUAAUUCUGGACAAAAGGAAGUCUAUGAAGAUAUGUUAAAGUCUACAUUUGAUAUUCAAGUUACAGAGGUGCCACAGACCACAAAACACUAUAUAUGUGAACCAUGUAUCACACGGUUACGAGAUGCAAGAACAUUCAAACAGAUGGUAUUACAAAAUGAAGAACAUUAUUUACAGAUGAUUAGAAGUAUGAAAUGGGAACCGGAGAUAGCAUCAACGGAUGAUGUCAAAUCAGAUGACAUUAAGUAUGAACCACCAGAUCUGGAGUUUACUGAUGAUAUUUAUGAUGAAGAUGAUGAUGAUGUAUUUCUAGAUGAUGUAAAAAACGAGAUAACACAGAAGAAAACCAUUUUGGAAACUGAAAUAAAAAUCACUAGAUUGAGAAAAACUAAAAAGAAAAUAGAUAAUGAUUGGACGAAAAUAGCAGAGCGGCGCGGUAACGGACCAAUUUUACGAGAUAAUUCAUUAAAACUCCUCGCGAAUUCAACCAUUUUGAUAUUCCAAUGGGACAAAAGUCGUUACAGAUGUUUUUGCUGCAAGGAACCAUUUUCAGAUAUGAAUUUAUUAAGAGAACACAGCAUAACACACACGCUCAAAGAAAUCGAGAAAAAAAUAAUCGACAAACAAAAUCGUUUCGUAAAAGUCGAUAUAUCGAUAUUAAAAUGUAAACUGUGCAACGAAACGUUACAGAAUUUAAAAAGUUUACAAACUCAUUUGACAGAUGCACACGAUUUGACGUUUGAAUUAAACGAUCAUCUUUUGAUUCCAUUCAAAAUUGGCGGGGAACUGAGCUGUCAGAUUUGCGCGGAAAAAUUUCACGUUUUCCGACUUCUAAAUAUUCAUAUGAACAAACAUUAUCAAAAUCAAGUUUGUCAUAUUUGCGGUGCGGGUUUUUCAACAGCUUUAUCGCUAACUAUUCACAAAUCCAGAUGUCACAAAGCAAUAAAGUGUAGAUAUUGUGACAUGACGUUUAAAAGGCGGCCGGAGAAGCGGCAACACGAAAUUCAAAUUCACAAUGCGAAAUAUGAACGAAAAUUGAGAUUUCCUUGUCCAUAUUGUACUGAGAGGUUUUUCCAGGAGAAUUUACGUGUUGAACAUUUGAUUAGGGAGCAUGGUUUUAAGCAACCGGAGUUUCAAUGCAAAUUUUGUUCGAAAUGUUUUAUAACUAAGAGUUUGUGUACAAAUCAUACGAAAAUAGUACAUUUGAGGGAGAGGAAGUAUGAGUGCGACGUGUGCCAUGACAUGUUCUUUAGGCAAUGCGAUGUUAUUAGACAUAAGGUAAAACACACUGGCGAGAAAAACUUUUCAUGUACCGAGUGCAAUAAUUGUUUCGCAAGCAAAGAUUCUUUGCGACGCCACAUGAAAAGGGCGCAUGAUUGUCGUGAUAUUAAAUAA